AUGGCCGCCGGCCUGUCGGAGCAGGACGUGUCGGUGGCGGACGUCGUGGGCUCUGACACCUUGACGCUGCAGGAGCUGACGCAGCAGCAGCGCUCGCUCCAGCUCAACAACAUCUGGGCCGCCACACUGGCAGGUGACGUCGCCCAGACGGCGCUGCACUACGAGGGCCGCGGUGGCAACAACGCCCCGGCCGUGCUGGGCCCGGGCGGCUUCUGGAACAGCACCUACUGCCCGCAUGAGUACAGCCUGGCCAGCCGCGCCAGCGUCACGGCCAUGACCAACGCUGAGAUCUACGGAGGCAUCGACGGCUACCUGAUCGGCUCGCAGCUGAAGGACUGGAGCCACCGUUCCGGCUUCCGGCUUUCGAGCGUGCUGCGCAUGUACUACUCGGCCGAUGGCGUCAGCUACGACCGCCGCUUCCGCGCCUGCGAUCGGCUCACCAAUCUCCUCAACGACGACCUCAUCAAGCAGGACACGCUACAGACGGAGGCGGUGAACUUCGGGUACGCCUACUACGCGGCCGACCUGGGACGGAUGCCAAUGCUGGUACAGGACAGCCUGGACGAGGCCAUGACCGCUUUGGUACAGAAGGUCAUCGAUCAGCUCAUGAGAUUUGCCGGGAACUCGAUGACGGACGACGGACCCGGCUGCAAGGCGGUGCCACCAGCGGGCGACACCAACACUGACCCCAUCUGCUCCACCAAGGCUGACCUGAUGGCCGUCAUGGACCCCUCGCAGGGGGACUCCAGCCUGCAGGCGCAGAAGGUCUUCCUAUCGUGA
Molecule: messenger RNA, 780 nt
Organism: Pollicipes pollicipes
Lineage: Eukaryota; Metazoa; Arthropoda; Thecostraca; Pollicipedomorpha; Pollicipedidae
Exons: 5
Coding region: 1-780 (259 amino acids)
Source: RefSeq, a predicted model, not a curated record